Culex quinquefasciatus (southern house mosquito) is the source of this 716-nucleotide messenger RNA. It is a transcript of the gene RpL35A, whose product is annotated as 60S ribosomal protein L35a. The transcript is spliced from 3 exons. Gene Ontology annotation, cellular component: cytosolic large ribosomal subunit; ribosome. The record is from RefSeq and is a predicted model, not a curated record. Bases 16 to 639 code for a protein of 207 amino acids. Gene Ontology annotation, molecular function: structural constituent of ribosome. Gene Ontology annotation, biological process: ribosomal large subunit biogenesis; cytoplasmic translation. Lineage: Eukaryota; Metazoa; Arthropoda; Insecta; Diptera; Culicidae.
UCGCGCGCGGCGGAAAUGCCCGUGACAGUUCGUACUCCUUUGCCGUCUCUUUCGUGUGAUCUCUCUUUUUCCGGCAUCGUGUAUGCUAGUGGACACAUUUCAUCCAAGAACGCAAUGGCCGAUACAGCGAAGAAGGCUGCCCCUAAGAAGGCUGGUGGCAAGGCCGCCGCCAAGAGCGCCGCUGCUCCGGUGGUCGCCAAGGGCGUCAAGAAGUCCCAAACCAAGGAGGCCAUCCUGGCCCGUACCCACAAGCCGAAGGGACAGCGCACGGCCAAGGCCGCCCUGCCCUACCAGAAGAAGAGCUACGGCCGUCUCUGGGCUAAGGCCGUCUUCACCGGGUACAAGCGUGGCCUGCGGAACCAGCACGAGAACCACGCCAUCCUGAAGGUCGAGGGUUGCCGCAACCGCAAGAACGCCCUGUUCUACAUCGGCAAGCGGUGCGUGUACGUGUACCGUGGCAAGGCCAAGCUGAGCGCGCCCGGCCUCGCUGAGAAGAAGACCAACAUCCGCGCCAUCUGGGGCAAGAUCACCCGCUCGCACGGUAACAGCGGCAGCGUGAGGGCUCGCUUCCGCACCAACCUGCCCGGCCACGCCAUGGGACACCGCAUCCGGAUUAUGCUGUACCCAUCCCGUGUUUAAGCCUAAGCUAAACUUACUGUGUAAAUUUACAACAAACCACAAUAAAAAGCGAGGAUAUUCCUACUAAAAACAGCAAC